Messenger RNA from Thrips palmi, 1605 nucleotides. RefSeq names its product cyclin-C (gene CycC). Gene Ontology annotation, cellular component: mediator complex; nucleus. NCBI's taxonomy places the organism in Eukaryota, Metazoa, Arthropoda, Insecta, Thysanoptera, Thripidae. Gene Ontology annotation, molecular function: cyclin-dependent protein serine/threonine kinase regulator activity. The record is from RefSeq and is a predicted model, not a curated record. The transcript is spliced from 5 exons. The coding region runs from base 116 to 916 and encodes 266 amino acids. Gene Ontology annotation, biological process: positive regulation of transcription by RNA polymerase II.
ACCCCUCCCAACACACCAACAGACCCCACUUCUAGUUCUUCUAGUGUCGAGUUUCAGCUUGUCGAGAAAAAUACUGUAUUCAUUUCGAAAAAAUAAUGUAUUUAUAGGACUGAAAAUGGCUGGAAAUUUCUGGCAAAGUUCUCAUUACCAGCAGUGGCUUUUGGACAAACAAGAUUUGAUACGGGAAAGACAACAUGACUUACAAAUUUUGUCAGAGGAGGAAUACCAAAAGCUAUUUAUAUUUUUCUCCAAUUUUAUUCAAGUUUUGGGGGAACAGCUGAAACUUCGCCAGCAAGUCAUAGCGACAGCUACAGUAUACUUUAAACGAUUCUAUGCACGCAAUUCCCUCAAGUGCAUUGAUCCACUUCUACUGGCUCCCACUUGUGUGGGGUUGGCUUCAAAGGUGGAGGAGUUUGGAGUUAUCUCCAAUAACCGCCUCAUCACAACUUGUUCCACUGUUGUGAAAAACAAAUUGAGCUAUGCUUACACUACUGACUUCCCAUACCGCACCAACAAUAUUCUGGAGUGUGAAUUUUACCUCUUAGAAAACUUGGACUGCUGUCUAAUUGUCUACCAGCCCUACCGUCCCUUACUCCAACUGCUGCAAGAUAUUGGUCACGAUGAUCAGCUUUUCAGUUUAGCUUGGCGUGUUGUCAAUGACUCACUGCGCACAGAUGUGUGUUUAUUGUAUCCACCGUACCAAAUUGCAAUUGCUUGCCUUCAGAUAGCCUGUGUGAUUCUUGGGAAAGAUCACAAGAAUUGGUUUGCUGAAUUAAGUGUUGACAUUGAGAAAAUCCAAGAAAUAUCCAGAUAUGUCAUCAAUUUAUUUGAACUGUGGAAAACAUACGAUGAAAAGAAAGAUAUUCAGGCUCUUCUUUCUAAGAUGCCAAAACCGAAACAGUCACCAAGCAGAUAACUGAAGCUCCAAAUUAUUCAUUUUUAAUACCAUCAAGACAAUAUCAUCAUUUGAGCAAGUUUUCUUCAACUUUUAGAAGUCAGUUUUCUCUAAUUGUCAUUAUUCUGCUUAAAACUGACUGAAAUUUGUUCCUUAUCAGUCUUUUAUCUUUUAACAAAAUUCAGUUUGGGUCAGUGGUUGUGCCCACUUAAUUGGGAGUAAAUUUGUGAAUAGUGUAAAACAUUGUCUUAAUCAAAUUUUCUUUGUAAUGAACUAUACUGGGAAGGGGUCUAUUCCAUAAGUACCUUAAUUUUUGUUAUGUAUCAUGAGAAAGUCUUUUAAAAAAUAUGUGGCACAGUUUUAUUAAUGAACUGUUCUGUGCUAAAUUUGCAUCUUAUCACAAAAACAGUGAUUGCAAUGAUGUGAGUAGUCCUAGACAAUACAUUGAAUGAUCGGUGUUUGGUUGCACUUCAAUCAUGUCUUAUUAUUUGUAGCUAUCAUCUAUCUAACUAAUCAUCAUUAAUUUUGUGUUGCAAUCUCAUAAGUUUGUUCCAGAAAAAUUUGAUUGUCUCUGCUAUUGACCAUUUCUAAGUACCCCAUGUCAAUGGAAUGGUAUCUAUGAAGGUUAGAGAAAAUAUUUCACUUAUUCAUUGAAUUUAUAUUUUUCAUCAGUAUUGAAAACAAACAGAAUUACAUUCAACUUCCUGUGU